AUGAAGGUUUACAUUGAAGUAGUAUCCAAAGAGAUUAUCAAACCAUCUUCUCCAACUCCCGACCAUCUCCGCCAUUACCAGUUCUCCUUUCUCGAUCAGUUAUCUCCCCCAGUCUACAACUCCUUGGUCCUCUUCUAUGAAUUCAAUGGAGAAACACAACCCAGAAUUCCUGAAAUAUCCAACCACCUUAAGACCUCCUUAUCCGAGGUCUUAACACUUUUCUACCCAUUAGCCGGACGAGUCAAAGACAACAAGUUUAUAGAUUGCAAUGACGAGGGCAUACCCUACCUUGAAGCUCAAGUCAAGAACUGCAAACUUGCUGAUAUCCUCAAGAAUCCGAUCCCAGAGGAGCUCAACAAGUUCGUCCCAUUUGAACUGGAUGACACUGCUAACGAAUAUGCUCUAGGAAUCCAGCUCAACAUAUUUGAAUGCGGGGGAUUUGCAAUUGGUCAAUGCGUCUCUCAUAAGCUCGCAGAUGGAUCAUCUUACUUCAUGUUCAGCAAAACUAUUGAAAGAAAGCAUAUCAAGGAUCAAGAAGACUACCCGGUCCUUCCUACUUCCAUCGAUCCAAUUCAAUUUGCUGGGCCCAACCCACAUGAACAACCCACUCCUCAACUAUCCACUCCUUCACGUACCCAAUCUCCUCCUCCACCGACUCAUACUGUAUCUGAUUCUCCACCAACUGCCGCUCAUGACUCCUCCACCAACCCGUCGUCACAUCGACCGGCGUCACCCCAACCAACGUCGCCGGCCUUCCCUGACCCUACGCCGCCACCACAAAGCCCUUCAACCACUGACGCCACCACCACAUCGGCGCUGCCUCUAGCGCCUUCAUCAUCGGUGGACGACCCAUCCCCACCACCGGUCCAGUCACCAUCAUCCCAUAAUCCGCCAACUCCGCUAUCACCAUCCUCAGCCCAUAAUCAACCACCAACACCGCUCCAAACACCACCACCACCACCAAUCCAGACGCCACCACCACCGACCCAGAAUCAUCCAUCACCGGCCUCGCAUCACCCACAACCGACCCAGAUUGAUACAGCCAUCCCAGACCUUCGCCGCUCCACUCGGCCACAUCGACCUCCACCUUACCUUCGAGAUAACAAAACGCACCAUGCUGUCCUCCUGGGCCCUGACGCCUCCUCAUCCAUGUCUGGCACUCGGUAUCCUCUACAACAGUAUGUUUCCUACUCUGGGUUGUCUGAUACAUAUCGUUCAUUUGUUCAUACUAUAUCCAAUUUGGUUGAGCCUUCCAAUUAUGAACAAGCUAAACAUGAUUCAGAGUGGGUUGCAGCAAUGAAUUCUGAAAUACAGGCCCUUGAAGACAAUCACACAUGGUCUAUGGUCCCUCUACCUCCUGGCCACCGACCCAUAGGAUGCAAGUGGGUCUAUAAGAUCAAGUACCAUGCCGACGGCAGCAUCGAGCGUUACAAAGCUCGACUUGUUGCCAAAGGGUUCACUCAACGCGAAGGCAUCGAUUACAAAGAUACUUUCGCCCCUGUUGCCAAGCUCAUUACUGUCCGUUGCUUACUAGCAGUUGCCGCUAUUCGAAAUUGGCCAUUACACCAGAUGGAUGUGCAUAAUGCUUUUUUUGCAUGGAGAACUCAAUAUCAGCAGUCUCGUGCCGAUUACUCACUGUUUACACAGGUCCGUGGUAAUUCAAUUACUAUUAUGCUACUUUAUGUUGAUGAUAUGGUCAUAACAGGAAAUGAUGAAAAGGCUAUAAGUGACCUCAAACAGUUUCUCAAUAGCUGCUUCAAGAUUAAAGACCUUGGUCCACUCAAAUACUUUCUUGGUAUUGAAGUUGCGCGUUCUCAAGCUGGAAUUACAGUUUGUCAACGAAAGUAUACAUUGGACAUAUUGGAAGAAGCUGGGUUACUUGGAACAAAACCAGCAACUGUCCCCAUGGAACCUGAUUUGGUGCUAUCAGAAACAGGGAGUGAAGCUCUCAAGGAUCCCACUCGAUACCGCAGGCUGGUUGGGAAGCUGAUAUACCUUACAAUUAGCCGACCAGAAAUCACGUACUCUGUGAACACACUCAGUCAAUUCAUGCAGAUACCCAAGUUACAUCACCUCAAGGCUGCCCAUCGACUUCUUCAAUACUUGAAGGCAGCCCCAGGGCAAGGACUAUUAUUCCCAUCAAACAGUCCACUUCACUUGAUUGGAUAUUGUGACGCUGACUGGGCAAGAUGCCCAAUCACACGACGGUCUAUAACAGGCUAUUGCAUUUUUCUUGGCAAGUCUCUUGUGUCUUGGAAGAGUAAAAAGCAGACAACAGUUUCAAGAUCAUCAGUUGAAGCAGAAUAUCGAUCCAUGGCUGCAGCCACUUGUGAACUUUCUUGGUUGAGAUAUUUAUUAAAGGAUUUACAUGUAGCACAUCCUCAACCAGCAAGAUUGUUCUGUGACAAUCAGGCAGCCUUACACAUUGCUGCAAACCCGGUGUAUCAUGAGAGGACGAAGCACAUUGAAAUAGACUGUCAUACAGUUCGUGAGAGAAUCCAAAGAGGAGAGAUCAAGACGGCUUAUGUGGAAACUGGAAAGCAGAUAGCAGAUAUACUUACGAAGCCAUUGCGAUCACCGCUAGCUUGUACAGACAAGUGUAUUGCAAUAUACAGAAAUUCAUCUUCACUAUCAUUUUGUUUAAAAACUUGGGCUGCCAUUGCCCUCGGAGUCUCUGGAGAUCAUAGUCAUGCCGAAACCAAUCGCCCCGAAUUUAUUUCAGCCAACCUCUUCCCACCAAAGGACCUCACCGGGUAUAUCAAUCCAAGCAUUGCGUCUAUCACAAAGAACAAGGUAACAAAAAGGUUUGUGUUUGACGCCUCUAACAUAGAGGUGCUCAGAGUGAAAUAUGAAGGCAAUGCAGGUUUGGAGAAGGAUGAAAAACACCCAUCGCGUGUUGAGGUCUUAUCGGCUUUCAUAUGGAGCCGAUUUGUGGCGGUUACUAAGGAUACUGGAGCAGCUGAGAAGUUGUACAUGGUGAUCCAUGCAGUGAAUUUGCGUUCAAGGUUUGAUCCACCAUUGCCAGAACAUUCUUUUGGCAACCUUUAUCUACGUACUACUACAUCCGAAGAAGAAUAUUGUUAUGGUCUCAUAAGGCAGGUAUGUGAAGAAAUAAGCAAGAUCGACAAGGACUACUUGAAAAGACUGCAACAAGGCGAUGAGCACUUGAGUUUCAUCAGGAGAAACACUGAUAGUUUUAUGAAAGGAGGGAUUGUUGCAUUUAGUUUCAGUAGUUUGUGCAGUCUUCCAAUAUAUGAUAGUGAUUUUGGUUGGGGAAGGCCUACGUGGGUAGGUUCGCCGGCUCGGACCUUCAAAAACCUGGUCCAUUUCCUGGACACUAAAGAGGGUGAUGGAAUAGAAGCUUAUAUUUGCUUGGAGAAAGAAGUAAUGGCUAAAUUUGAGACUGACAGUGAGUUCCUCGCUUAUGUUAAUCCAAAUGAUGUGUGUUGA
This is a messenger RNA of Fragaria vesca subsp. vesca, 3450 nucleotides long. RefSeq lists its product as uncharacterized. The record is from RefSeq and is a predicted model, not a curated record. Lineage: Eukaryota; Viridiplantae; Streptophyta; Magnoliopsida; Rosales; Rosaceae. Bases 1 to 3450 code for a protein of 1149 amino acids. The transcript has 5 exons.